Caenorhabditis sp. 36 PRJEB53466 is the source of this 2851-nucleotide messenger RNA. Lineage: Eukaryota; Metazoa; Nematoda; Chromadorea; Rhabditida; Rhabditidae. The record is from the annotation of a GenBank genome assembly.
AUGGUGGUGGAGCAGAUCGAGGUGAUUGAGCACAGGAUCAUUGAGGAGGGCCGGAGACCUUCCGGCGGAGCCCUCAUGCCGCCCUUCUCGACGAUUCGGGAAAGCCGCGAGUCGUACGAGCAGAGGGCCGACGGGACGAUCCACGAUCGGAGAUUCGAGGUGACCGGCGAGAGGGAUGUCAGCCGGGAGCCCUCCUUUUUGCACACUUCUGCCAGUGAGCAUCCUCCUCCUCUCCAGAACUCCAACUCCAUGAAAUCGUUUCAGAUUACGGUCAGCACAUUGAAAUGUCUCCGCCGCAACAACAGAGAUACAAUGUGAGUGGAGCCACGAACAACAGCUUCCUGAACACUUCCGGAGAGAGCCGACUCAGCUACCCGGGAGCCAACACGAGCAACGAAACGACUGUGAUCAACAACUACGGAUACGAUAUUCAUGAAGUGCACACCACUGGUGAGCAUCGGCCACUCAAAAGGAGUAACAAAAGGAGUAAUGUACUUUCUUUAGAAGGCGGAGCCCGGAUAAUCGAGACGCACGGAAGCGGUCCGUUGCGGGAGACCAGCCGAAUCGAACACGUGGAAGAGACGAUCACUCGUCCGGUGCUCACUUCGGCGCUCCGCAAUUCUGGAGCCGCACGGAGCAACCCGAACAUCUUCACAGUGCCCACACAAAACAUUUCCUAUCGACAGGACUACUCCAGUGAUAACGAGUGAGUUUUCGACGAAAUAAGGCGUGUUUAUCGACGCUUUCGGGAUUCCAUCCUCAUCGAAUAUCUUUCGCUAUUUUUUCAGUCGCUCUAAUGCGGAUAAAUGUAAAUAUAGAAGGGCGGGAAAAGGGGUGUUGAACGCAAUGAUGCGGACAAAAAAGCAAAUAAGCCGAGCGACUAGGAUGGUCGGAGAACUUGAAGUGUCUAGUAUUCCGAACAAAGUAUUGAUUGAUUCUAACCUUUAAUUCUCAUGGAAACUAUAUUUGAAAUGGAAGAGUUGAAGACGUGGGUCGAAAAACAAUAGUUGUUUUUAUAAUAAUGCAACUACAAAAAGAACAUGCAAUUUCUUCAGAUCACUGGCCCGAAAAGACAGUUAUCGCGCGAUGCAAUCCUCGUGGGACGGAGAGGAAAAACACAAAAUCGCGUCGAAUUUGUCGUCGAGACGGUUUCCUCCGCAGUCGCAGACUUCGCUUGUCUCCCGAGAAACGGGCGCCACCGAGAAGAGCGUCGGAUGUCUCGAGAGGCUUCGUAACUUUUACGACGAAGUCACUUACGCCUUCAGGUGAGACAUUCCAAGAGACAUUCCAUCCCAUUCCAACCCUUUCCAGAAACGCCGAGUACUCGCCGGCUCUUCUGCGCAGUCUCUGCUGCAUUCUCCUGCUUCUAAUCCUCCUCCUGAUCCUCCUCUUCAUCAUUUUCAAUGCGAUUUUCAACCGUUACGCCGUCUCCGAGUUCCUUUUGUAUCCGCCCGUCUGCGAAGAAUGUCGGCGGAAGAACCCGGCGCUCGUGUCCGCGGCCCUUCCCUCUUCCGUCUUUGUGCACUUCUACUCGAAGCAUCAGGCGCAUUUCGAGCUCAGAGGCAAUGCUCCGUUCAAAUCUAACAGUUUCACGGCUAUCGACUUUACCACUGUGAGUCUUUUCGCUCUGAUGGGAAUUCUAGACUAUAUAUUUGAGUUGCUGGUAGAGAUAUCAAAACCUUGUCAACAAAUAAAUUAUUCGUCAAAACAUUCUCUACAUUCUAUCAGUUGACAACUUUUUGAUAUCUGUACAGGCAGCUGAGAUACAUAAAUGUUUCCAGGGCUACGCCGCAAUCGCGGACCACUCUCUGACGGACGCGCAAGGCAACCACUUCACGUGCUUCCUGAUGCCCCUCGACCGCAGUGCCAUCGACAGCAUCGAUCAGCUCUCGGAAGCAGUCUCCGACUCCAGUUAUGAGGUACUCGGGCACUUUUCAUCGUCGGAACAUCACUUUCUGUUCAGAUUCAAUCCACGUACGGCUGGCAGGAAUUCUAUCAAUUCGACCCGGAACCGAUUGAGCCGAUGACUGCGAAUCAAAAGUUCACGGAGCGAAUCGACGACUGCCAGGGCGCCAAGUGGUACCUUUUGAGACAGACUGUGCACGCGAAAGGUAACUGCGACACUCUAGUUCAUUGCAUUUCCGUGUCUGAUUUCAGACGCCUCGUGCAGUGACUGCUACGACUUCUGCUUGCCCGAUUGGGCGGUCGUUCGCAAAGAGAAGUACGAGGAUCAGUCGACUUUGGGCGUUCGGAGACUCAACUGUUUCCGCAUGUACGUACCCGAAUGGAGGAAUUUCCGGUGAGCUUUUCUUUUUUUUUGGAAUUCUACAAAUGGGGCAGUUGAUGCAGCUGCAAUAUUCCGAACUUUGCAAGCUUCUUAGCCUUGGAUUGUAGUAUUUCGGUUCAAGUGUCAGGUCGAUCGAAUUAUUUGGUUCCGAGCUUUUCGAUUCCAAAUCAAUAUAUCUCCUGAUCAGAAUCCGAUCGGCCUGAAACUUUCAAGAUUUUUGGAUAAUCGCAAGUGGUCCAAAAGCAACUUUCCCAGUCCUUGCCACUGUCACUUAAAUUUUGAUAAAUACCCACAAAACAACGCAUUCUGUCACUGUUUCGUUCAAAAUGCGCCAUACCGCACCGGAAUUGCGGUAGAGCGCAUUUGGCAGAAUGUCACAGAAUUGCAACACGUUUCAGAGUGGAAACGGACGUCGGAGGCGGUCACUGGAAGUACCCGUUGUCGAGCGAAAGCACGAAAAGAGACAAGAACGGCGAGUGGGUCAACUGGAUUCCGACCACUCAGGCGCAGGGAUUAUCGCGGACUCGCAAGAGUUUGAGCACCAAUCAAACUAUUCAUCAUUAG